Molecule: messenger RNA, 1218 nt
Organism: Equus quagga
Lineage: Eukaryota; Metazoa; Chordata; Mammalia; Perissodactyla; Equidae
Gene: CLEC17A
Product: C-type lectin domain containing 17A
Exons: 11
Coding region: 29-967 (312 amino acids)
Source: RefSeq, a predicted model, not a curated record
UCCUCGGCCUCCUGCGUGGGCCGCAGCCAUGCCCACCCUGUACAGGAACUCUCUGGGCAGGAAUGUGCCAGGGAACAGAGACCAGGAGGAGGAGGAGGAUUAUGAGAACAUGGCGCCACCCUACAAGGACCUUCCUCCUAAGCCGGCUUCGAUGGGUCCACCACGACCUCCAAGGGCAGGAAAGAAAACGGAGAAGCCCCCAAUUCCUUGCAAACCCCCAAAGAUCACAGGCGUCGAUCCGGAGCGCCCUCCGUUCCGGCUGUCCCUAGGCACCACUCCAAUGCCCUGGCUCGGUCAGAAGCCCGGGGCCCUUGGCUGCCACCAGGAGGAGAGGCUGAAGGUGUACCUGUGUCUGCUGGUGGUGGUGUCACUGCUCCUGGGCUGCACCGGUCUGGCCGUGACCCUGAUCAAGUACCAGGAGGUGGUGGAGGAGCUGAGGGUGCUCACCUUUCAGCAGAUGGCGUGGCGAGUGAAUGUGACUGGCCUGGCGGGGCUGGCUGGCCUGAAGAGGGACAUUGACCGCAUACGAGCCGACACCAACCAGUCCCUGGUGGAGCUUCGGGGCUUAUUAGACUGUCCCAGGGUCACCUGCCCUGAGGGCUGGCUCCCCUUUGAGGGCAAGUGCUACUACUUCUCUCCGAGCACCAAAGCGUGGGAGGAAGCCCGGAAGUUCUGCCAGGAGAAUUACUCCCACUUGCUCAUCAUCAGCAACUCUGCUGAGCAGAACUUUGUGACCAAGGCUCACGGCUCUCCUCGGGUGUAUUGGCUGGGGCUGAGUGACAGGGACCGCGAAGGGGACUGGAGGUGGCUGGAUGGGUCGCCUGUCACUUUGAGCUUCUGGGGCCCGGAGGAGCCCAACAACCUCCACGACGAGGACUGCGCCAGCAUGAACCAAGGGGGCACCUGGAAUGACCUCUCUUGCGACAUAACUACGUACUGGAUUUGUGAGCGGAAAUGUUCCUGUUGAACCCCAGGGCUGAGGGUCCACACCUGAGUGCCCCUCGGCUCUUGGAGACGAGAACCACCUGCCCUCUGUGACACAUCAUAGACGCACCCUGGAUGUCGUGGGUCCCCUGGGUGCAAGUGAGCCCAUUUCUAGGGCGAGGGCUCGCAGGCCUGCUCAGCUGGAUGGUGUCUCAGUCAGUUUGGGCUGCUAGAACAGAACACCAAGAGUGCUGGCUGCUCAAUGACACAUUUAUUGCUGGAAGUUCUGGAAGU